AUGGGUACCUCGUUAGCGAAAGAUGCCCGAGCACUACAACGCCAGAUCUCUACCUUGCACGCAGACUCGGAAGCCACACUGAUCACAUACUCCAAGCUACUGCACAAGUACCCCGAAGACCGUCGCGCCUUGCUCGGACUGCUCGACGCGACCGCACACAGCAUCAUCGAGGGGUGGAGGCUACGAGCGCUGGAUGACCACACGAACGCACGAGGAGCCUUCAAUAGCCUGGAGAAGGGUCGGUGGGUAGAAUUCGGCUGGCUUGAACUUGACAUCGCCUUCGCAUCGGUCUGGAUCGACAAACCAACCUUUCUAGUUCAACUGCGAGCGCUGCACGACAAGACCAAGCUCAACUGGAACACAGCUGUUGGCCUCAUCGCAACUGCUAAGGGCAACGCUCGCGACGUCAAACCAAAACACAUCAAGCACGUACUAGAAGAAGCACAAGCAACCGAGAAAAGCGUAACAGUCACGCACAGGAAGACGGCUGUUCACGGUGAUCAGAGAGAAGUGUACGGGCCUGCGACUGGCGACUGGGAGGAGCAAGAAAGCAGUGCAGAGCUGGACGAAGACGAAGACGUAACGCUCGUAGAACACGACCCCCCGACGCAGAAGAGCCCUGAUCACCCACCCAUCACCCAGUCUGAUCCCCCAAGCUGGGGCGACGACGACACGUGCUUAGACGACGGCAUUCCCCCGGUAGAAGAGAUAGAGCGCCAGCAUCUCGACAAGCAGCGCAUCGAAGCGCAACAGCUCGACGGAACGCGCCUGAACACGAUGGCUACAAGCAAUGCCGGAAGCGUACAGCCCGAGGAUCGGGUCGAAACCGUGAGACGGUGGAAGCAAGAGCUCGAGGACAGUCGCGCGAAGGCGAGACAGUCUCGAGAAGCAAAUGUCGCUGCCGGAGUAUACCUCGAGGAGAUUGCCGAUAUGACGAAUCUCAACGCUCGCAAAAGGGUCGCGCGUGUGGCGUUCGGUAUCCCAGAUGAUGACAGCCAGGUGGAUGAUCAAGCCGCUCGAAAGACUGUGGCGGAUGCGACGGCCGAGCUGGAACGGACAUCGAGCGCGUGGAAGGCCGAUCGAGAGGACACUGCACGGAGAGAAGCAGAGUUUAUCGAGAUCACGCGUGUGAUCCUGGAAGGGGCAUGA
Molecule: messenger RNA, 1149 nt
Organism: Alternaria conjuncta
Lineage: Eukaryota; Fungi; Ascomycota; Dothideomycetes; Pleosporales; Pleosporaceae
Exons: 1
Coding region: 1-1149 (382 amino acids)
Source: RefSeq, a predicted model, not a curated record